AUGGCAGAAGAAAUCAUUGAGAUAGGAGAUAACAGUGAGAGUAGCACAAGUAGCAGAGAUGGAGGAGGAGAGGCUAAGGAUGUAUAUGUCGCAGUUGGCCAAGACGACCUUGAUGUCUUGACAUGGGCACUUGAUCAUGCUCUUGGACCUGGAAGUUGUGUAUACCUUGUCCAUGUUUUCCCUCCUAUUCAUUACAUCCCCACACCUGUUGGGAGGCUAUCAAGGAGCCAACUCAGUCAAGAACAACUGAGGCCUUAUAUCCAGGAAGAGAAUACGCGGAGGCGAAACCUCUUGCAGAAAUAUAUUACCCUUUGCAGCCAAGCAAAGGUGGCCGUAGAUACAAUACUUAUAGAGAGUGAUUUCACGGCCAAGGCAAUCUUGGAACUUAUUCCUGUUCUCAAUAUUACCUCCCUUAUUAUGGGAACGAAACGGCUGCCCUCUAGGAGAUUGAGGAAGGGACUGGGCAAAGGAGAAUUUGUCAAGAAGAAUGCUCCAGACUUCUGUGAGGUUGUCAUUGUUUGUGAUGGCAAAAAGGUUGUAGAUAGGCAACAGAGGAGUGGAUUAGAACCUUCUUCACCAGCAUCAAGUAGCCGGAGACCAGAAAUAGAACGACACCCAGAGCGGCACUUCUUUGAAUGUGUUUGCUUUUCAGGGAAAUUCAAUUGAGUUCUAUGU
Molecule: messenger RNA, 675 nt
Organism: Telopea speciosissima
Lineage: Eukaryota; Viridiplantae; Streptophyta; Magnoliopsida; Proteales; Proteaceae
Product: U-box domain-containing protein 33-like
Exons: 4
Coding region: 1-666 (221 amino acids)
Source: RefSeq, a predicted model, not a curated record